Molecule: messenger RNA, 582 nt
Organism: Loa loa (African eye worm)
Lineage: Eukaryota; Metazoa; Nematoda; Chromadorea; Rhabditida; Onchocercidae
Product: SIX class homeodomain transcription factor
Exons: 5
Coding region: 1-582 (193 amino acids)
Biological process (GO): regulation of transcription by RNA polymerase II
Cellular component (GO): transcription regulator complex; nucleus
Molecular function (GO): RNA polymerase II cis-regulatory region sequence-specific DNA binding; DNA-binding transcription factor activity, RNA polymerase II-specific
Source: RefSeq, a predicted model, not a curated record
AUGGAACAACAAUAUCAGUUACCUAUUCAACCUGAGAGCACAUUUGAUAGUGAUCAGGUGGCUUGUGUUUGUGAAGUUCUUCAUCAAUCGGGUGACAUCGAUCGUUUGGCUGAAUUCAUUUGGGCAAUCCCAAAUCGAGAUGAUUUACGACGCAAUGAAAGUGUCCUCAAGGCUCAGGCAUUUAUAUGUUUCCAUCGGCAAAAUUUCAAAGAACUUUAUCGAAUCCUUGAAACUAAUCAAUUCUCUCCAGAAAAUCAUGCAGAAUUACAAGAUUUAUGGCUCAAAGCACAUUAUAGUGAAGCUGAAAAAAUACGAGGUCGAGAAUUAGGAGCAGUUGGAAAAUAUCGAAUACGAAGGAAAUUUCCACUACCUCGAACAAUAUGGGAUGGUGAAGAAACAAGUUAUUGUUUUAGAGAGAAAUCAAGGUAUACAUUGAAAAAUUGGUAUGCCAAAAAUCCUUAUCCAUCACCAAAAGAGAAGAAGGAAUUAGCAGAGGAAACACAUCUUACUGUAACACAGGUAUCAAAUUGGUUUAAGAACAGAAGGCAACGAGAUCGUGCUGCCGAAAAUAAAGGAAGGUAA